Molecule: messenger RNA, 1053 nt
Organism: Suhomyces tanzawaensis NRRL Y-17324
Lineage: Eukaryota; Fungi; Ascomycota; Pichiomycetes; Serinales; Debaryomycetaceae
Exons: 1
Coding region: 1-1053 (350 amino acids)
Source: RefSeq, a predicted model, not a curated record
AUGGAUUCGCUCUACACCGCCCUAUCCCUCGGCUUGAUCCGCAACAAGCGCAUAGUCAUCUCCACAGACUCUCCUCGCCAGACCAUCCACCAUUUCCAGCAUCUGAUUGUCCACAACCUCUGUCAUUAUGAACCCAACCAGUUUGCCAGUAUCGACGUCCUGGACGUUUUGACCCACAAGAACAUCAAUGAGCUCGUACUCAGCAUGAGCUCCUACUCUAAGUCUGUCUAUACCUUCAAGAACAUCGUGAUGUGGAGAAAUGUGUCCCUUUUGAGCCAUGACCAUCAGAAGCAGCUAUAUGAACUCCUCACCCAAAUCGACCAGUAUGACACCAAUGCAUCCAAAUGGUACCCCACGGAUACCGUGGACUUCCGGGAUAUAACUGUGCGAAAGCCUGAGCUUUUCUCGAUCGUUUUGGUGGUGGAGCCCCAGUAUUAUCAAAACAAAAUGUAUCAGUACUUGAAAGAGAAGUUUUGGUUUUCCGUCAACUACCCCUUCGUUUCCGAGCAAGUGUGCUUGCUGGAGCUCUCAAAGAUCAGGCCGAUUCCCGAAUACCAGGACCAUAUCUUGAGCUUGCGGGCCAGCUGGCAAAAGGUGUAUGUGAGUCCAGAUAUAAAGAAGUACAUCUAUUCGUUGAUCGUCCACAUGCGAAACCAUAGGUUGUCGUCGCUAGCUCCCAAGCAGACCAGACUACCCACACGUUCCAUCGAUGAUGUGGCAGACCUCACAAGGGCGUUGGUCCUAUGGCAAAACGACUCAGAGCACCUUUACGCUACCCCGGAUUUCGUCAAGGUGGCGAUCCGCAAAAUAGGCUACUGGCUAGUCGAUUGGGAAUACAACGAGCUCUUUGCAAACAGCAUCGAUUCCGAACAUGAUGGGCGGCGGAGAAGACUCGAAAUCGAUAUACUAAGUGGAGACUGGUACGGAAGUGACUACGACUACGUGAACAAAUAUAUCGAGGAGAGCCGGUCUAAGGUAGAAAAAAAGAACCCCUUGGGCCACAGCAACCGGAUUGUAGAUGAGGCCAUACGCAAGGUGAAUCCGCCCCUAUAA